AUGCUCGUCUCCACCCUCAAGGACCGCAUUGCACCGCUGCUGGGCGUGCCAGCGGGCAGGCAGCGGCUGGUGUUCCGCGGGAAGGUGCUCAAAGACGACAGCACCGUCGCCUCCUACGGUAUGCCGCGCGCCAUCUCUCCCCCCUUCCCCCCGCCGCUACGGUGUGCGCCAUCUCUCCCCCCUUCCCCCCGCCGCUACCGUACGCGCCAUCUCUCCCCCCUUCCCCCGCCGCUAUGGCAUGCGCCAUUUCUUCCCCCUUCCCCCCGCGUCCUAUGGUACACGCCAUCACUUCCGCCUUCCCCCCGCAUCCCACGGUACACGCCAUCACUCCCCCCUUCCCCCCGCCACUACAAUAGGCGCCAUCACUCCCUCCUUGCCCCUGACCCCCUUCCCCCCGCUGCUAUGCCCGAGAGGCCACGUAUGCAUGCAUCUGCUGUUGCUUCUGGGUCGAGUGAGGGUGGUGCAUACGGCAUGCCCGGUGCAGCGACUCUCCACAUGGGGUCGGUCAACAUUCACACAGACGGCUCCCCAAUGAUGCCGGACCUUAACCAGAUUGUGACUGGCGUUCUGAGCUCCAUUGGACUUAACCCCUUUGCAGGCAACACCAGCGCCACCAUCAACGUGACACAGCCGGGCGGCACAGCGAGUGGGGCGACAGGGGGAGGGUCGGCAGGAGCAGCAGCAGGGAGAGGAGGAGCGGGAGGAGGGGCGGCAGGAGGAGGGACAGGAGGAACAGGGAGAGGGAACCUGGCGUCAUGGCUGGAAGGGGCAGCAUCAGUGCGGGAUGCGGCAGAGUGGGCGGCGGCAAGGGAGGUGGUGGAGGGUGUGGGGCACACGCUGCAGCAGAUGGGCCCACUGCUGCUCGAGCUGGGCCGGCUGUGCCACUCCGUGCACCUGGGCGAUACUGUGGGGGAGGUGGUGGAAGGGAUGAAACACAUACACACACUCCCUCACUCCCCACCUACAUCUCUCCCUUCCCCUUACCACCCUCCGUUCCUUCUCGUUCCCAUCUUCAUCCCUCGAACCUUCCACCACCCUCUCUGUGUCCCUUCCACCACCCUCUCUGUGUCCCUUCCACCACCCUCUCUGUGUCCCUUCCACCGCCCUCUCUGUGUCCCUUCCACCACCCUCUCUGUGUCCCUUCCACCACCCUCUCUGUGUCCCUUCCACCGCCCUCUCUGUGUCCCUUCCACCACCCUCUCUGUGUCCCUUCCACCGCCCUCUCUGUGUCCCUUCCACCGCCCUCUCUGUGUCCCUUCCACCGCCCUCUCUGUGUCCCUUCCACCACCCUCUCUGUGUCCCUUCCACCGCCCUCUCUGUGUCCCUUCCACCGCCCUCUCUGUGUCCCUUCCACCGCCCUCUCUGUGUCCCUUCCACCGCCCUCUCUGUGUCCCUUCCACCGCCCUCUCUGUGUCCCUUCCACCGCCCUCUCUGUGUCCCUUCCACCGCCCUCUCUGUGUCCCUUCCACCGCCCUCUCUGUGUCCCUUCCACCGCCCUCUCUGUGUCCCUUCCACCGCCCUCUCUGUGUCCCUUCCACCGCCCUCUCUGUGUCCCUUCCACCGCCCUCUCUGUGUCCCUUCCACCGCCCUCUCUGUGUCCCUUCCACCGCCCUCUCUGUGUCCCUUCCACCGCCCUCUCUGUGUCCCUUCCACCGCCCUCUCUGUGUCCCUUCCACCGCCCUCUCUGUGUCCCUUCCACCGCCCUCUCUGUGUCCCUUCCACCGCCCUCUCUGUGUCCCUUCCACCGCCCUCUCUGUGUCCCUUCCACCGCCCUCUCUGUGUCCCUUCCACCGCCCUCUCUGUGUCCCUUCCACCGCCCUCUCUGUGUCCCUUCCACCGCCCUCUCUGUGUCCCUUCCACCGCCCUCUCUGUGUCCCUUCCACCGCCCUCUCUGUGUCCCUUCCACCGCCCUCUCUGUGUCCCUUCCACCGCCCUCUCUGUGUCCCUUCCACCGCCCUCUCUGUGUCCCUUCCACCGCCCUCUCUGUGUCCCUUCCACCGCCCUCUCUGUGUCCCUUCCACCGCCCUCUCUGUGUCCCUUCCACCGCCCUCUCUGUGUCCCUUCCACCGCCCUCUCUGUGUCCCUUCCACCGCCCUCUCUGUGUCCCUUCCACCGCCCUCUCUGUGUCCCUUCCACCGCCCUCUCUGUGUCCCUUCCACCGCCCUCUCUGUGUCCCUUCCACCGCCCUCUCUGUGUCCCUUCCACCGCCCUCUCUGUGUCCCUUCCACCGCCCUCUCUGUGUCCCUUCCACCGCCCUCUCUGUGUCCCUUCCACCGCCCUCUCUGUGUCCCUUCCACCGCCCUCUCUGUGUCCCUUCCACCGCCCUCUCUGUGUCCCUUCCACCGCCCUCUCUGUGUCCCUUCCACCGCCCUCUCUGUGUCCCUUCCACCGCCCUCUCUGUGUCCCUUCCACCGCCCUCUCUGUGUCCCUUCCACCGCCCUCUCUGUGUCCCUUCCACCGCCCUCUCUGUGUCCCUUCCACCGCCCUCUCUGUGUCCCUUCCACCGCCCUCUCUGUGUCCCUUCCACCGCCCUCUCUGUGUCCCUUCCACCGCCCUCUCUGUGUCCCUUCCACCGCCCUCUCUGUGUCCCUUCCACCGCCCUCUCUGUGUCCCUUCCCGCCACGAGCAGGGAGAGGCGAGGCUGCAGGCGUCUCACCCGGUGUUCAUCAACCAGUUCGGCCCCAACCCCGUCAUCACUCAGGUGACGCUUAG
Closterium sp. NIES-65 is the source of this 2712-nucleotide messenger RNA. NCBI's taxonomy places the organism in Eukaryota, Viridiplantae, Streptophyta, Zygnematophyceae, Desmidiales, Closteriaceae. The record is from the annotation of a GenBank genome assembly.